AUGGCUUCCAAAAUGGCAUUCAAGACGACUUUCGAGCCGGAAAAAGUCAUCCAACCAAUCUUUACCGGCGGCUCCAUUGCACUGGACAAUAAAGCUCAGAUCCUGGCCUCUACUCUAGGAGAGGAUGCAGUGCUGACCGACAUCACCACGGGGCAGCACCUUGCCACGAUAGAAGGAGAUGGCGAACCAAUAUCUACUCUCACUCUCACACCUUCUUCAUCACACUUGAUCAUAAGCUCGCGGUCGCUCUCCCUAAGAAUUUACGCCCUCACUCUUGACCCCGACAACGCCUCGGUCGAGGCGACGCUCACGCGAACCCUCAAGCCUCAUGGCACCCCUGUGGUUGUCCUGGCCGUCGACAGGACCAGCACGCUUCUUGCCACUGGCGCCGCCGACGGAGCGAUCAAAGUCUGGGACAUAGUUGGCGGAUACGUCACGCACACCUUCCGUGGACCAAGCGUACUAGUCUCGGCCCUGCGCUUCUUCGAGGUCGCCGCCGCCACGGCCGAGGACACCAAAGGCCAGAAAAAGAAGAAGGGCAAGAAGGGACAGGCCGCGGAGGAGGCGCAGAGCGACGCCAACUCCACAACCGUCAACUUCAGGCUGGCUUCUGGAAGCCAGGAUGGAAGGGUACGAGUCUGGGAUUUACACAAGCGCGCUGCGAUUGGAGACCUCGAGUCGCAUGUCUCGGACGUGACGGCCAUCGACUACUCGGCUCAGGAGAACAGCCUCAUCACUGCCAGCAGAGAUAAGACGAUCAUCUGGUGGGAUGUUAGGACCUGGCAACCCAGGAAGAUUGUGCCUAGCUUGGAGCUAGUCGAGGCUGCUGGCUUUCUUGACGACGGCCGCUUGGCCUACUCUGCAGGUGCCAACGGCUGCGUGCGUCUAUGGGAGUCUGAGACUGGCCGCGAAGUUACAAAGGAGCAGACCCCAAGGACCGAAGGAGAGGCCUUUGUCGGCGCGGUUCAUUGUGCACAGAAGUCGCUCCUUGUCUGCGUUCAGUCAGAUCACACGCUCGUCCUGUACACAACCCCGACCGUCAAUUCAGACACCAUACCAGAGCUCGAACCCCUGAGCCCCUCUCGCAGGAUAUCAGGAACUCAUGAUGACAUUAUAGAUCUUGGCUAUCUACUCCCAGACAGAUCUCUGAUGGCCCUAGCUACGAAUUCUGAGGAGGUUAGGGUAGUCUCGGUUGCCCAAGAAGCAGAGGGAUCGACUUACUUUGGCCAGGAUGUCACUGCGCUCAAGGGCCACGAGGACAUUGUCAUCGCCUUGGACACGGACUGGUCUGGACACUGGCUCGCAACGGCGGCCAAGGACAACACGGCUCGCUUGUGGAGGAUCGACCCAGCAAACGACUCCUUUACUUGCUACGCCACUUUCACCGGCCACGCCGAGUCUUUGGGCGCAAUCGCACUCCCGAGGAGCAUACCACCCAAAUCGUCACAGGCAUACACUGACCCCUUGAGCCACCCUCCAUCUUUCUUGAUUACAGGGUCGCAAGAUCUUACGGUGAAAAAGUGGGAGGUCGCAGGUAUUGCGCAACAGGGCUCGAAGAAGGCAUCGCGGGCAGCCUUCACCAGGAAAGCACACGAAAAGGACAUUAAUGCCGUGGACAUAAACAGCUCGGGGCAACUGUUCGCCUCGGCGUCUCAGGAUAAGGUGGUCAAGAUAUGGAGUGUCCAAGAGGGCGAGGUCCAGGGUAUUCUCAAGGGUCACAGAAGGGGAGUCUGGUCCGUCAGAUUCGCCCCGGUCGACAUGCCCAUCCUGCAGGGCGAGGACGGUGCCACGUCCGCUGGCAAGGGCAUCGUACUGACGGGAAGCGGUGACAAGACCAUCAAAAUCUGGAGCCUCACGAGCUAUGCCUGUAUUCGCACGUUCGAGGGCCACUCUAACAGCGUGCUGAAGGUGAUCUGGCUCCCGAUACCCAGCACCAAGGAGGAAAACGAGGCAACCAAGAAGAGGCCAGUGCAGUUUGCCAGUGCAGGUGGCGACGGCCUUGUCAAGGUCUGGGACGCAAACACGGGAGAGUGCGCUUCAACUCUUGACAAUCAUACCGACCGCGUUUGGGCGCUAGCAGUGAAGCCCGGCAGCCAGAGCGGCAGCACCGAUGAUGCCCAAGAUGUUGACAUGGAGAACGGCGACGACGAGCCAGUCGGUGAUGCGCCUGUGCUUGCUUCCGGAUCGGCCGACUCGACAAUCACAUUUUGGCGCGACACGUCGUCAAUGACACAGCUUGCUGCAGCGAAAGCCGCAGACGAGCUCGUCGAGAAGGAGCAGGAGCUGCAGAACCACAUGCGGGCGGGCCACUACCGCGAGGCCAUCGUACUGGCCCUCCAGCUCAACCACCCGGGCAGGCUCUUGUCCCUCUUCAAGACGGUCAUGGAGGAGGGUAGCAACCCGGCGACAGCAGAGAUGCGGCUAGAGGAGGACAGAAAAAGCCUAACCGGCAGGGCGGCCGUCGACGAGGUCAUCGCCACGCUGUCGGACGAGCAGCUCUCGGUCUUGCUCCUGCGCCUGCGCGACUGGAACGCCAACGCGCGGACCGCGCCCGUCGCCCAGCGGAUCCUAUCCGUCGUUGUGCGCAGCUACCCAGCCUCGAGGCUCGCGGGCCUGGCCGUGGCCAGGCGUCGGGCCGUGGGUGGAAAGGGAGUGGGAGAAGUGCUGGAUGCGCUAAAGGCUUACACCGAACGCCACUACCGGCGUCUGGAGGAGCUGGUGGACGAAAGUUACCUGGUCGAAUAUACCCUGCAGGAGAUGGACAGCCUUGCGCCGCCGAUGGAUACGCAGCAUGAUAUGGCGGCGAUCGAGGAGGCAUCGAGAGAUGUUGUCAUGCUGGAAACAUAG
Pyricularia pennisetigena is the source of this 2847-nucleotide messenger RNA. RefSeq lists its product as uncharacterized. Lineage: Eukaryota; Fungi; Ascomycota; Sordariomycetes; Magnaporthales; Pyriculariaceae. The record is from RefSeq and is a predicted model, not a curated record. Gene Ontology annotation, cellular component: small-subunit processome; 90S preribosome; nucleolus. The transcript has 3 exons. Gene Ontology annotation, biological process: endonucleolytic cleavage to generate mature 5'-end of SSU-rRNA from (SSU-rRNA, 5.8S rRNA, LSU-rRNA); endonucleolytic cleavage in 5'-ETS of tricistronic rRNA transcript (SSU-rRNA, 5.8S rRNA, LSU-rRNA). The coding region runs from base 1 to 2847 and encodes 948 amino acids. Gene Ontology annotation, molecular function: U3 snoRNA binding; protein binding.